This is a messenger RNA of Daktulosphaira vitifoliae (grape phylloxera), 2930 nucleotides long. It is a transcript of the gene Naus, whose product is annotated as CTTNBP2 N-terminal-like protein. The transcript is spliced from 9 exons. The coding region runs from base 864 to 2423 and encodes 519 amino acids. NCBI's taxonomy places the organism in Eukaryota, Metazoa, Arthropoda, Insecta, Hemiptera, Phylloxeridae. The record is from RefSeq and is a predicted model, not a curated record.
UUCGAAUACCGCCGUCGGCCGUCUAAUCAUGUGUGUGUGUGUGUCCGUUCGUAUGUAGAUACUAACCGUGAACGAACAAGACGGCUGAGUCGGUGGUGAUAGCGCUCGACGGUCCGCGCACAAACGUCGUCCGACAGAAAAAGUGGCCAUCGCCAAAAUUAAUAUCCAAUCGUCUACUGGUCGGUGCAUCUCGACUGUCCGUCGUCUUGCGGUUGCCGACCCGAUCACCGUCGUGUCGCCAACAGUAACGCGAUCGACGAGUUAAACAUUUUUCAACGGCUUUGCGUCGGGCGGCCGCGGAGUAUUGAUAACAAGUCGUCCGUCCACUACAACAACAUGAUGCCUUUCGGUUGAACAAAGCGCGAUUUUACUCUUCACAGAAAAUCAACAGACGGGAAGCGGUAAUCGUGUGUGUGUAUGUUUAGAUUUAAUAUUCUCUCCGGGUUUUCGUUUGAUCGCAAUUUCUUUAUCGUGAAAACAUUAUCGCGAAAAGCACUUGACCCUCGUUGAAUUUCUAUUUCGGUUUCUACGCAGUCGUUGUUUACCUACCACCUCGGACGACGGCCGUCGAGUGUGUAAAUCAUUUAUGUUUUAUGAUAGACUUUUUUUGUCAAUUAUUUGAAAGAGUUUUUUGAGUUAUCUCAUGGAUUCAAUGAGGAUCUGACCUAUCCGAAAAGUAACACCCAGACCGUUUUCAGUUGUUCAAAUUUCUACUGGCCGUUAAAUGGAGUGCACGAUUCGAAGUUUUCAAAAAUCAAACUGAAUUCCAGUAAAAUCAAUGUGGGUACGAUUGUUCCAACAGUCGUUUUCUUUACACGUGGUAGACCGAGUAAAAAUAUUUUCAUAUAUAUGUCCGCGGUAAAAUGACAACAAAAGACGAAAACGUGAUAAUGAACUGCUGCAACGACGAUCGAGCAGGACACGGCGAUAGCAACACUGUAAAAAAAACUCCAAAAGUAGAUUUAAACAAAUCGGAUUUGCUAAAGUUAUUGAGCUAUUUAGAAGGAGAACUGCAGGCCAGAGAUGUCGUCAUCGCCACCUUAAAGUGUGAAAAAAUCAAAUCUAUGCUUAAGAACCGCGGGACUGAUUGUCUUCACAAAGACCCGUUGGCCGCACUUCAACGGGAUUGCUUUGCUACAUUUGACACAAACAAUGACGACGACAGUCUUUCGUAUCGGCAGUUGGGAUCGCUGGAAAAUCUGGUACUUCAACAGAGAAAAACGCAUUUGAGAAUAGCAAACGUUCUCAAAGACAAUCAGGUCAUGCACCGAAAGAUUCUCGAACUGGAACGAUUGAAAAAACAGCAAUUGGAGUACGAAUUCAAAAAACUACAGCGCGCGUUGCAAGAGGAACGCGUCAAACACAAGCAGAUGGUGUUUUUUCUGUUGGCCGAAAGAAAAAAAAUCGUUAUGAAAUAUAUCGAAGAGAGAAAACGAUCAGAAGAUUUAGGACAAAUAUUGAGUGAAGAAAAGAGUAAAAUCGAUUUGAUGGCCGAAGGCCUCGAAGAAGAAAGCAAAAAAUCUCUACAGAUGGAAGCAGACUUGGAAAAAAAUUUAGUCCUGUUUGAAAACGAAACUAAAAAACUAGUGGCCGCUUUGAGCGUGCAGGAAGAAAGGUCGAGAACUCUGGAAUUAGAAUUGACUAAAUGUCGCAGUGAAAUAGCGUCUUUAGAAAAAGAAUUGAGCGAAGCGCUUCAAGAUAAUUUACCAGAACCGUCUAAUCGAUCAUCGUCGGUUUCCAGCAGUCGAAUCGUCGUUUCGGCUCCGAGCGGCGAUCCCAUAAUGAGCAGUGUUGCCAAAGUCGUUCAGCCCACCGCAACUGCAUCGAGCGUUCGUGUUUGUGGACCAAUGACUGGAAUCGCUCGAUCGGUUACACCCGGACAGAGUUUAAGAUGCACUACCGCCGGCGGCGGACCGAUUAACGAAUGUCGGGUCGACAUCAGUCCAAACGCAAACGACGCGUCGUCUCCGGGAGGAGGAGGAGGAGGAGGUACUAUGAAAAAGCAGACUACAAUACCUUUUGCUAGAAGUACACAGUCGAUGGACGUCGUGGGUACGCCGCCGACGAGUACUGCCAUAAAAAAAUUACCCUUUGCACUUCAAAGGAACGUAUCCGUGCCAAACGUUCUCGUUUCCGAUACCGCCGGUAAAAAGCCGCUACAGGCCGCCCUGGGUCGCGGCACGCCGCCACCCGUUCCUCCGAAUAAGCCCGCAGUACCUCCCAAAAGAGAUUUGGGGUCGAUUAAGAAAUGGCAGCAGUCGUCUGCAGCAGAGAACAACGCCGUCGUCGCGUCCGCGAACGACAGGGAUCCUAAAGAAUCGGCGGCGGCCGCCGUCAUUCUCAAAGCCGAUAAUAAUAUCGCCGCACCCAAAGAAAUAACAGCAGCAGCAGCCCCCGUUGAUGACCGUCAAGAUCGAGAGUAACGAUUAACCGGAAGUGAAAAGCGCGUGUUGACUUGAAGUUGACGCGCACUAGUCGAGUGUUCAAAAAAUAAUAAUAACUGUUGGGAUUCAUUAAUUAAACACCAUCAUUGCCGUCGCUUAAAAAGUGAAUAACGUUUGACCGAACGUUGAAAUUUUUAAUUUUGCGGUUAUUAUAACACGGUAAUGGUUUUUUUUUUUUUUUAGAAGAUUAUCAACUACGCGCGAUAAAAAAUAACACGUGUGGUUUGCGAGGGCUAAUAUAAAAUUUUUACGAAUCACACGUUUUAAUCGGGGAAAAAAACAUCAGUUAUUUGAUUUAUUAAAAAAAAUUUACCGAUAUCCGCCGGCAGCUAAAUUUUGAAAGUUCCUAGCCGUUCCCUCUCCUCCCACGCGUAUUUAUCGCAGUAUUGUAUUUUUUUGUUUUGACAAUCGAAAAAUUCAUCUAUAAAAAAAAAACAUGACGCAUCACACUUUGUUGUUAUUUAAUAUUUGUAGUUUUAAUUUGUA